Camarhynchus parvulus is the source of this 2306-nucleotide messenger RNA. It is a transcript of the gene NMI, whose product is annotated as N-myc and STAT interactor. Lineage: Eukaryota; Metazoa; Chordata; Aves; Passeriformes; Thraupidae. The record is from RefSeq and is a predicted model, not a curated record. The transcript has 11 exons. Gene Ontology annotation, cellular component: cytoplasm. Bases 551 to 1726 code for a protein of 391 amino acids.
GGCUCCACCGUGAGGCGAUGGCCGCCCUCAUCCCGCCCUGAGGGCGCUGCCCCACCGCCCUUUCCCCGCCUCUUCCAGGGAUUUCCCCGUUUUCUCCACAUUUGUGCCCGUUAGCCUUAUCAGGGUUCGGCGGAGGGGCGGCUCCUCCCUCAGCCCACACGGACACAGCCGGAGACAACCCGGUACUCCGGCGGCUCCCCGGUGUGUGAGGGGGCCGGCCGGGCUCCGGCCCCUCCCUCCCCUGGGCCGGGAAGCGAAAGCGAAAGGCGGCCCCGGGACGGCUCCGGAGGUGUUUGAGGAGACGCCGGCAGCUGCGGCAGCCCCGGCCUGUCCCGGUCCCGGUCGUGUUCCCCAGCCCGUCCUGGUCCCGGUCGUGUUCCCCAGCCCGUCCCGGCCGUGCCCCCCGCCCGUCCCGCGUCCGCCGGGAGCCGAGCGAAAACUGUACAGAAGUCUCUGAAUUUUGGUUGUUCGAGCCAAACCAGAAAGGGAUUCCGGGAUCCAAAACCCCAGUUUCAAGCCACGGCGGUGUCGGCUCAGAAUCAAGGUUUCCAUGGAUUUUACCAGCCCCCCAUUAUCUCUCCAAGACAAUGGUUUUAGUAUGGUACCCACUGAUCCACUUGGGACAUCCCUGGAAGAGAUGGAAAAACUCAAGAAAGAGCUGAGGAUAUGGAAGAUAAGAGUUGAAGAUGUUGAAAAGGUAAAAGAUGACUUUAUUUGCGCCAAGCUAAGAGCAGACGCAGAGUGUGACAGAGCAGAGAAGAAGCUGACGGAGCUGAAGGAGCAGGAGAAGCAGCGUAAGGACAGAAUCACCAGCUGUGAGCAGGAACUCUUGCUGCUAAAGCAAGAAAACACUGAGCUGAAAAAGGAGAUUGAAAAGCUCAAAGAAGACCUGGAAGAACACCGUUCCCAGGAUAAUCCGUUGGAGAUUACAAAGAAGGUGGCAGAAAUGAAGUUGAAGUUCACUCACCUGGAAGAGAUGAAGGAUCAUGGGGCAAAUGUGGAUAUGGACACCCACUGUGUUUUUGGGGUGGCCACAAAAACCCCCUUCAGACUCAACCAAAACCAGGCACUGCUGACUUUUGAAGAUGAGGAAGUUGCCCAGAGGCUGACAAAGAUGAGCAAGCACUGUGUGAACCUGGACAGCAGAACAGCAAAUGUGACAGUGAAGCCUUUUGAACUCGACAUGGGAUUCCAGUUUGAGCUCCACGUCACUGUCUCUGGAAAGAAGAUCAACAUUUCAGACAUACCUGAGCUUCCUAUUCCUGAAGAUUGGAUGAGAGACAAACUUGAGCUGCAUUUCUACAAAACUGAGCAGGCAGGAGGAGGAGGAGAAAUAGAGAAAGUGACCUACAACAAGGGGUCUGGGACAGGUGUCAUCACAUUCCUCAAACCUGGAGCAAGCUACAACUUUGUGCGAUGUACUAAAUACCCUUUCUGUGCAGAGGAAAGCUGGUUCAUCAUUUCUGUCUCACCACACUUUGAUUUCCACUUGAGGAAGUUUCAGGCACACUGCAAGGUUUCCAAGAAAACCAUUCUGCUGAAAGGAGUCCCAGAGGUGGAAGAGGAUGAAGAAAGUGUGCAGGACAUGAUUGAAAUUCACUUCCAAAAGCCCAGCAAUGGUGGAGGGGAGAUAGAGAAAAUCAAAUACAUCUCCAGAGGAGCAGCCUAUGUUUGCUUUGAGGAGGAUACUGAGAAUGCCAGCUCGGAAACCACAGGGGACUCAUGAAGUUCUGAGGUUUUGUUCCUCAGGGAUUUCUGUAGACAUUGUGCUUUAAUGCUCUGAAAUUGAUACUGUAGCAAAGGAAUCCCUGUCUUCUGCUUUGUCUCAUGGCACUGGCUUUGCACAGGGAGUCAGCAAAACCCCCUGCCUGUGUUACAGAUGAAAGGCACAGGCCAAGCCUUCAGCAGCCCCUGAAACAGCUCACAUUUUCUGCAACUUUGCUUGUUUUAUACCUUGCAGAUUUUAAGAUACUCCAGGGUGGGAUGAGUGGAUUAUUUCUUACAUUCUGGAUACAAAAGCCAUAUUUAAUCCCAAUCCAAGCCUCCUCCCAGUCCUGCUUUAAAUGCCAGAGUUUCAGAAGGUGGCUCUGACACAACUCCAGUCCUGCUGAGGUUGCUGAGUGCCACCAGAACCCAAACACCUGAAAGCACCCUGUAAUUUCAUAAAAGCCACCUUAUCAAAUCAGUGAUAGAAUUAAAAUAGAAAAUGGGGGCUGCAAACCCAAGAAAUUGCACUUAAGAAAUGCCCUGGCAUUUGCUGCCUUUACCUGUUCGUAGCCUGCUUUACUGUUUGAUUUUAACAUUUG